This is a messenger RNA of Gadus chalcogrammus (walleye pollock), 2243 nucleotides long. RefSeq names its product bladder cancer associated protein (gene blcap). NCBI's taxonomy places the organism in Eukaryota, Metazoa, Chordata, Actinopteri, Gadiformes, Gadidae. The coding region runs from base 194 to 457 and encodes 87 amino acids. The record is from RefSeq and is a predicted model, not a curated record. The transcript has 2 exons.
UCUCAGUCUACGAAAUUUUGGGGUCCUGAAACGCCAGCUACGCAACUCGGAGUGUGAGCCGCACCAUGUCAGGGCCCACCUGACAGGAAGUACCCGGCUAGCCACUCCCAAUUGACAUUGCCCUGCGCCGCUUGACAGACCUCCCUCUAGGGAUCCCCUCCUCCUCCUCGCGCUCCCACCUCCUCCUCCCACCAUGUAUUGCCUCCAGUGGCUGCUGCCGGUGCUGCUGAUCCCCAAGCCGCUGAACCCGGCGCUGUGGUUCAACCACUCAGUGUUCAUGGGCUUCUACCUGCUCAGCUUCCUGCUGGAGCGGAAGCCCUGCACCAUCUGCGCCCUCGUCUUCCUCGCUGCCCUCUUCCUCAUCUGCUACAGCUGCUGGGGGAACUGCUUCCUGUACCACUGCCAGGACUCAGCCAUGCCCCACGCCGGCCACCAUCCCGCCAUCGGGGCCACCUAGACGGGCGGCGGUGGGAGGGGCCGGGGCUCGAUGAGCUCUGGACUGGUUUGGACAGAGGGAGGACAGGAGGCCGUCCCAGUGCGCUGCCGUGCUGUAAAAGGGUGCUUAGAUGUGGGCUGUGCUGAUGGCGGGAGGGUGGGCCUUGUGCACACGGUGGGUGGGUUCACUGGCCGAUGGUCAGGGUUUGUGUACACCUGGGGUAUUAGGGGGGUUGAGUUAAUGGACGCACCACUGCCAUGCUGUAAGAAUAUGCUGUGGGAAAGGGGUGGGUGGAGGACUGCUAAAGAGCUCGGAGGAUGGGAUGAAUCGUCAACGUGUUACGGGCUCCCGGUCGAUCCAUUAACCAGGGUUGUCGUCGUCGUCAUAGCAGCGUGGACUCUCAGCUUCCCGCUCUGAACCAGAAAAAAAAAAAGAAUUCACUGCGUUCCUUGGCAGCCGUGUUGUCUGGACACGCUCCAGAGAAGAUGUGUGAUGAGGUGGAUUUGAUUCUCUUGGGACAGUUGCUACGGUGAUUAUAUCCAGCGAACCCCCAAUCCCUCUGACCUCGAGGUAAGGGAGGUAGAGAAGUGGACAAUCAAAGAACAUUCUCUAACCCCCCUGCCCCCGAACAACAGGCGCCGCGGGAGCCCUUGGUCUCAUCCUCUUCCUGACCCUCAUCCCCCAGACCCUCUACUCUGGAGUUCUGCCGCUCCUUUUGUGCUUUAUUCACCGUUUUAAUUCACAUGCUGAUGAUUUCCAAAGGGUAAACAAACUGUGAGAAAGAGAGAGACCAUCUGCAGGAGGUCAGAGCUGUGUUGUAUUCCUCCAGUCGUCAGGCUGGAGGGCUGUACCCUGCCUCCUGUCUGUUCUGUGUUCUACUGCUCAUUAUUGGUUUUGUUUUUAAUUUAAAUAAAAGUUUCUUCCUCUCAAAAUAAAAACGAUUUUUACUUUGGUUAAAUUUGCGCUGUAGCUUAAGUUACAGGUUCCUCCCUGGGGGUAUUAGGGUUAGAAAAGUCUUAAAUUCACACCAGUUAAAUAAGAAAUCCUCAAAGUAAAGUCUACAAUUUAAUGGCAUAUUAUUCUUUGUGAUGCUGUAUGGAGAUAAAUCCUUAAACCCUUGUUCACAUAGCAUACAUUUUUAAGGUGACAUUAUACAACCAGUUGUGGGUGUGAUUAGCUGUUACAAGCCGUUUUGAAAAUCGGCCUCUUCUGACAUCACAAGUGGUUGUGUCCACCUAGAUAAUCACACUAACACCUGGUGGUAUAAUAUGUAACCAUUUUAAUAAUGUUUUUGCAGCGCUUAUGUUGUCGAGCUUUAUGUCGUGAGCGUAGUUCCACUCCUGCCAGAAUCAAACCUUAGUUGGCCUGCAGGUUCUGGCCAAAAAGGUACGAGCCUUAGGGAUGGAUGAUGCUUUGUUUGUCGGACAUUGGUAGUCAAUUGCAAUUUACAGAGUGCUUUGUUGAAAUCUGUAUAUAGCUCUUUCCAUUGUUCACACCGACAAGUAUGCUGGAGUCAUACAUAUAUAUUUUUAUUUUCUUUGCUGGACAGAGUAAAAAAAAAACGGAUUUCAUAAAUAUAUAUAUCUAUAUCAGUAUGAUAAAACACAGGUUGCUAUACAAAAGCCAGUCGGUUUUCAGAUUUUCAUAAAGAGAAAAUAAGUUUUAGGCAAGCUGAGGGUAAAUAACAGUGGAGUGAGGUCACUUCCUGCCAUGGUACACUGCUCCUGGUUGGGAACCUCUCACACCCUAAACAUUUUCUAAACAUUUUCAGAGCUUGCUUCAUUCCUUCCCUAUUAUGUUCCUUCCU